Messenger RNA from Clupea harengus (Atlantic herring), 1405 nucleotides. RefSeq names its product NK2 homeobox 3 (gene nkx2-3). The transcript has 4 exons. Gene Ontology annotation, biological process: regulation of transcription by RNA polymerase II; cell differentiation. The record is from RefSeq and is a predicted model, not a curated record. Gene Ontology annotation, molecular function: DNA-binding transcription factor activity, RNA polymerase II-specific; RNA polymerase II cis-regulatory region sequence-specific DNA binding. Gene Ontology annotation, cellular component: nucleus. NCBI's taxonomy places the organism in Eukaryota, Metazoa, Chordata, Actinopteri, Clupeiformes, Clupeidae. The coding region runs from base 1 to 978 and encodes 325 amino acids.
AUGUCCCUCCCCGACAGUGUGACGUCACCAGUCGCUCCAUUUCGCAUCGCCUCCCGGUUGAAAAUCCUGGCCGCAGACUGCACAGACCCCGGCGUCAGUGCCUCACGACCCCGCCCCGACCCGGCAAGAGGGCCGUCGCUGGAUGCCCGCGCACACACUCUGAUGAUGCUCCCGAGCCCCGUCACUUCCACGCCGUUUUCUGUCAAGGACAUUCUGAAGAUGGAGCAACAGUUCGCGCUGCACCCGCACGCUCAGCACGCCUGGGUGGAUUCCAGCCUUUCCCCGGAGCUGUAUAGCGCCCGUGCUUGGGCACCACGCGGAGGAGCCAAACUCGAGGCGGACGGGCGCGAGCAGGCCAAAAGCUGCAUGGCGCUGGCGAAGGCGCACGAGAGCGAGACCGAGGAGGCAGACGGGAGGCCGCAGCGGCAGCGGAGCCGGCGGAAACCGCGUGUCCUCUUUUCCCAGGCCCAGGUGUUUGAGCUCGAGAGGCGCUUCAAACAGCAGCGCUACCUCUCCGCCCCGGAGCGCGAGCACCUGGCCAGCACGCUGAAACUCACGUCCACGCAGGUGAAGAUCUGGUUCCAGAAUCGCCGAUACAAGUGCAAAAGGCAGCGCCAGGACAAGACACUCGAGAUGGCAGGACACCAUCACGCCGGCCCACCUCGGCGCGUGGCAGUGCCCGUUUUGGUUCGGGAUGGUAAGCCGUGCCUCGCGGGAUCACAGAACUACAACGCCACAUACGCAGUGGGAGCGAACCCAUACGGAUACAGCGGGUACCCGACGUACACUUACAGCAAUCCCGUAUAUACAAACACUUACAGCUGCACGUACUCCAGCCUCCCGGCUCUUCCCGCCAGCAGCUCCGCCAGUGCUCUAAUGGGCCUCCCGAACCUUGGGGCAGCCACUCAGCCUCCCGCCCCGCAGGGGCCUCCAGUCCCGCAGUGCCAGGGGACCCUGCAAGGCAUCCGGGCCUGGUAGCGGAGCACGAUGUGGACAGGAACACGAGCCAGCAAAGACGCGAGACGAGCACAGCGCGAGACAGGAGCUGAAGAUGCGCUUAACUGAUAUAUUAAAGCCCCAUCUCAGGCUCGCGCUGAGCCAACAGCACUUGUGAAAAUAUAAACAUACUAUAUCCGUGUCAUUUUUACAUGAAGACUCUUACUUAUAAAUAUCACACCUGAAUGUCACUUAAUAAAUGCGACCAUUGCUUAAAUCAUUGGAUAUCACGAUCUCCGGCUGCAGAUAAUUUUGGGGAAAUGCGGCUCGGCUGUCCUGGAGAAUUCGCAUUGAUGUUGUGUUCUGCAACUGAUACGGUCAGCCGAUUGUUUUGAAAUAUAAACACAUUUCCCUCAACACUGAAUUCAGUUUAUGCAUACAAUUAUUUCAAUAAAGGAAAUCGAAUUGG